AUGGACUGGGACAGUGCAGAUAGACCGCAGGCCUAUAAGGAUUUCAAACAAACGGCCUCUAUGUGGUUGAAUGUACAUAAUAUUGCAGAUGCUGACCAGCACAACUACAUUAUAUUAUGGUCAGGCAAGGAGGGCCUACGCAUGUUCAACACAUGGGGCCUGACAGAGGAUGAACUCAGAAACCCUCAGAACAUUUGGGACAGAUUUUCCAAGCAGAUAGAGCCCAAGGAAAAUUUUCGCAUCCAUCGCUUGGAAUUCCAGCGAUUUGUGCAACUCGACACUGAGAGCGUUGAUGAGUUCUAUACACGCUGCAAAUCUAAAGCCAUGAAAUGUCAGUUCGCAGAUGACGCAGCACUCAGUGAGAGAAUCAUUGAGGUGUUAAUCUCUGGUGUGAAAUAUCCUGAUGCGCAAAAGAAGCUGUUGCAGAAAGAUGAUACAUUGCAAUUGAAGGAUGCCUUGGACAUUUGCCGGACGCAUGAAGCCAGUGUCAGACACAUGGCCCAGUUGAGCCAUAUUGGCAAAGCCAAUGUGGAUGCCAUCAAAACGCGUGGACAUUGCAAGAACUGUGGUGGACAGCACCCAUACAGACCACGUGACAGGUGCCCUGCAUAUGGUACGCAGUGCAAUGGCUGUGGCAAACAAGGACAUUGGCAGCACAUGUGUCUCAGCUCAGGCUCAAAACCUCGCCCGAAACGCAAGUCACGUUCACGCACGAGAGGUUCGUACUCCCCCAGACGCGGCCGUCGACCAUCGCGCUCUCAGUCACGCCAGACAAAGGAGGUUGACGCUGUUGAGUACGAAGUUUUAGCGGCCCAGGACCAGUUUGAGAGCAUUUCGUUCGAUACUAUUCGCAUCCAGCAUGGUACCAAAGGCGGUGAAUGUGCAUCUGACACCCGCGAUGAACUUUUCGCGUCACUCGACAUUGAGUUAAAGCAUCGUCCAGGAUCGCAUACGCUCAAAGUGAAGGUGGACACAGGUGCGCAAGGGAAUAUCCUACCCCUUCGCACAUUUCGACGUAUGUUUCCACAGCUACUCGACGCUGAUGGGUUCCCUACACCUGGCUCUAUUACCCCACAUGAUACGCUCCUUGUCGCUUACAAUGGUACGCGCAUCCACCAAUACGGUUGCAUCAAGCUUCAUUGCUGUUACGGUGACGCGGACUGGGUGGAUGCAACGUUCUUUGUGGCUGAUACCGACGGUCCAGCAAUCCUUGGACUUCCAACGUCGCGAGCACUUCAUCUCAUUACGCUCCAUUGUGCAGUUCGCAAGGUACCGCCGCACAGCGGAAAGCUGGCGGAUGGUGAUGCCUCCCUACAAUCGGGACAUGGACAGAAUACACCCAUAUGCACUAAGGACGACCUUUGCAAACUGUACCCUGAUCGCUUCACUGGGAUUGGACGGUUUCCCGGUGAGUACCAUAUCGAACUCAAGGACAAUGCGUGUCCGGUCGUGCAACCUCCGCGCAAGUACCCCAUCCAAAUUAAGGAGGAGCUAAAAGCUGAACUGGACAGAAUGGAAAGUCUGGAUGUCAUUGCUAAAGUGACGGAACCCACUGACUGGGUCUCGUCGCUGGCAUUCAGCAGGAAAGACAAUGGCAGCCUCCGAGUGUGCCUUGACCCACAGGCACUGAACAAGGCGUCCAAACGCACCUACCACAAGACUCCAACUCUCGAGGAGAUAACCCACCAGUUCAAUGGUGCGAAAAUAUUCAGCAAACUUGACGCACGACAUGGGUACUGGAGCAUUGUGCUGGAUGAGGAAUCCAGUCUUUUAACGACUUUCAACUCACCAUUUGGGCGAUAUCGUUUUCGCCGCUUGCCUUUUGGCCUCAAGGUCUCCCAAGAUAUCUUCCAGGAGAAAAUGGACAUGAUCUUGGAGCAGUGCCCUGGCACUCUUGGGAUAGCGGACGACGUCGCGGUGUUCGGGGCGACAGUUGAAGAACAUGACAAACAUUUGCACAAUCUCAUGCAUGUUGCCCGCAAAUAUGGUCUGAUCUUCAAUCUUGGCAAAUGCGACGUGCGUACCCCAUGCAUCAAGUUCUUCGGUGGCCUAUACGACGCAUCGGGCGUGCACCCAGACCCAGACAAGGUCCAGGACAUACAUGCAUUGCCCGCCCCCGGCACUGUCAAUGAGCUCCAACAAUUCCUCGGUUUCGUGCAGUACCUUGCACCAUUUGUUCCCCGGCUGGCUGACCACACUGACACUCUUCGCGCAUUGCUCCGCAAGGAUAGUGAUUGGCAAUGGAAUGAAUCGCAUCAGAAGGCAUUCGACCACGUGAAGUCACUGAUCACUGCAGAAUGUACACUUACCUACUUCAACCCUCACAAACCAACAGUGGUACAAGUAGACGCAUCCUCCAAGGGACUCGGAGCCGCCCUGUUACAGGACGGCAAGCCAAUCGCGUUCGCCAGCAAAGCCUUGACAGCCACAGAACAGCGAUACGCUAAUAUAGAACGGGAGUUGCUGGCUGUGGUUUUUGGCUGUACGCGGUUCCACACUUACCUGUACGGAGCAAAGUUUGUUGUGGAAUCAGAUCACAAGCCCUUGGAGAACAUUCAACACAAAAGCCUUGCAAACACUCCACCGCGGCUUCAGCGCAUGAUGCUACGUCUGCAACCCUACGAUUUCACGAUCAUCUACAAACCUGGUCGCGACAUGGUCCUCGCUGACGCGAUGUCCAGAUUAAAUCCGGCAUCUGGACCUGCGAUUCCCUUCGAUACGACCAUUUAUGCAAUGCAGUUUUCGCGAGCAAGACUUUCUCAACUGAAGCAGGAGACUGCAAGCGAUUCAACCCUCCGACCACUGGCAGAGAUAAUCAUGGUUGGAUGGCCAGAGAAUGCAAAAGACUUGCCAAAAUGCCUUCGCCACUUCUGGUCUUGUCGGGAUGAACUGUCUGUUGAUGAUGGCCUAGUCAUCAAGGGCGACAGAAUCGUCAUUCCUGAGUCNCGGGUCUCGUCGCUGGCAUUCAGCAGGACAGAUAAUGGCAGUCUCCGAGUGUGCCUUGACCCACAGGCACCGAACAAGGCGUCCAAACGCACCUACCACAAGACUCCAACUCUCGAGGAGAUAACCCACCAGUUCAAUGGCGCGAAAAUAUUCAGCAAACUUGAUGCACGAUAUUGGUACUGGGGCAUUGUGCUGGAUGAGGAAUCCAGUCUUUUAACGACUUUCAACUCACCAUUUGGGCGAUAUCGUUUUCGCCGUUUGCCUUUUGGCCUCAAGGUCUCCCAAGAUAUCUUCCAGGAGAAAAUGGACAUGAUAUUGGAACAGUGCCCUGGCACUCUUGGGAUCGCAGACGACGUCGCAGUGUUCGGGGCGACAGUUGAAGACCAUGACAAACAUUUGCACAAUCUCAUGCAUGUUGCCCGCAAAUAUGGACUGAUCUUCAAUCUUGGCAAAUGGGACGUGCGUACCCCAUGCAUCAAGUUCUUCGGUGGCCUCUACGACACAUCGGGCGUGCACCCGGACCCAGACAAGGUCCAGGACAAACAUGCACUGCCCGCCCCCUGCACUGUCAAUGAGCUCCAACAAUUCCUCGGUUUCGUGCAGUACCUUGCAUCAUUUGUUCCCCGGCUAGCUGACCACACUGACACUCUUCGCGCAUUGCUCCGCAAGGAUAGUGAUUGGCAAUGA
Molecule: messenger RNA, 3633 nt
Organism: Acanthaster planci (crown-of-thorns starfish)
Lineage: Eukaryota; Metazoa; Echinodermata; Asteroidea; Valvatida; Acanthasteridae
Source: RefSeq, a predicted model, not a curated record